CAGGGCAGGAACCUGGAGGUGGGAGCUGAUGCAGAGGCCUUGGAGUGGUGCUGCUCAGUGGCUUGCUUCCCCUGGCUUUCUCAGCCUGCUUUCUUAUAGAACCCAGGACCAGCAGCCCAGGGAUGGCACUUCGCACAAUGGGCUGGGCCCUUCCCCAGCCAAUCACUAAAUUAAGAUCUUAUGAAGACAUCGUCUCAGCUGAGGUUCCCUCUUCUCAGAUAACUUCAUUUGUGUGUCAAGUUGACAUAAGACUAGCCAGCACAACUGACCCCUUGUCAACUUGACUCACAAACGUGUUGCUAUUAAGCCAGACCUUUCCUUUCUUUUACCACCAAGAGUCUCACAUUAGAAACAUAAAACCUUUAAUAGUCCCACAGUCUUACAAAUUCAAACACAUUAAAAUUUCACUCUCUUCAGGGCUGUGGGGUUGAGGGCUGGGCAGCAGCAUCUUGAACACCAUGAGAGGCUUCAGCAUCAAGGAUGGUACUGUGUCUUCCUCACCAAUGUGUCGUACUCAGGAAAUGAGAAAAGAGUGCAUUGGUGAAAUUAUUAAGGCCACUCCACGUAGUUAAAAGGGAGGUUUAUUUUGUGGUGUAACUUACAAGUGAAGGGAUAGUUUUUACAUGGGUCUGGGAAAGGUGUAGCGCAGUCCGGCGGUGUUCUCUGGAGAACUCUGCUCGGUCUACCUCCAGCGUCCAGGGUCCAGGAACCAAGAGAGCUGGUGCAUCGGAUCUUGGGUCUUCAGGGUCCUCUCUUGGCCCCGCCUUGUAGUUGUGACAGUUACCGAAGCCUCAAUGGGGGUUAGAACUUCCAGAUCAAAGCUGGAAUGGCUACCCACUACAGGAGUGUGUAUUUCUCCAUUUCAUGAGAUUACAAUUUAUUCAGAUAAGGAUGUAUUCUGCAAGGUGGUUGAGAUUCUAUGCUGGUCAAAUGAAAAAAUGGAGAUUGCAACAAAGGACCCUUUAAAUCCAAUUAAGCAAGAUGUGAAAAAAAAAAGGAAAGCUCCAUUACGUUGCAAAUGUAUUCGCUUAUACAUCAGGAACUAUGGUGCCAUCCUUCAGACAUGGGAAGACCCAGGACACAGUGACAAACGCACUGGCUGUUGUGGUGACAAUGACCCAAUAGAUAUUUGUGAAAUUGGAAGCAAAGUGUGCAAAAUGAUAAUAGUCAGGGUGAGAGUUCUGGGUAUAUUGGCUACGAUUGAUGAAGUUGGAACCAACUGGAGGAAAGUCACUGCUAUUAAUGUGGACAAUCCAGAUCCAGCCAGUUAUAAUGGUAUGGCUGAUGUUGAAUGGCUGACACCUGGCUACUUAGAAGCUCCUAUUGACCGUUUUAGAAGGUAUGAGAUUCCUGACGGAAAACUAGAAAAUGAGUUUGCAUUCAAUGCAGAAUUUAAAGACAAGGAUUUUGCAAUUGACAUUAUUAAAAGCAUUCAUGAUUAUUGGAAAGCAUUAGUGACUAAGAAAACAGAUGGAAAAGAAAUCAUUUGCAUGAACACCAGCAUCAGAGAGCCCCCCUUCAAGUGUGGUCCUGAUGCUGCCAAAGCCAUUAUGGAUGCUUUGUCACCACCAUGUGAAUCAUCCUGCUCCCUGCCAACAGAUGUGGAUAAAUGGUUCCAUCACUAGAAAAACUGAUGAGAUUCCUCUGGAAUACAAGGUGAGACUGCUGCAUCCUGUUCACCUGGAAACAUUAGAUGCAAAAGUAUUAUCGAUUUUUCACAGCUUUAAAUUUCUAUAACUUACCUAAUGAAGUAGAUUCUCUGUGACCUGUCUAACAUGUUCAGAAAGUUAGCCAUCCAGACAUUUCACCUCUCAACCAAGACAGCUUUUACUACAUGUUAGCUUUCAAAGCCAGGGUAACAUGGAAG
Molecule: messenger RNA, 1867 nt
Organism: Peromyscus californicus insignis
Lineage: Eukaryota; Metazoa; Chordata; Mammalia; Rodentia; Cricetidae
Product: inorganic pyrophosphatase-like
Biological process (GO): phosphate-containing compound metabolic process
Cellular component (GO): cytoplasm; extracellular exosome
Molecular function (GO): magnesium ion binding; inorganic diphosphate phosphatase activity
Source: RefSeq, a predicted model, not a curated record